GUCGCCACCGAGCUUCUGGGAGCACUGUGGUCCAUUGUCGUUGACGGCGAGCAAAACAUCUAUGUAUUGGCAUCCACGUACAAUUCAAGGCUCUCCUUCACCUCCACACCCUCCUGCCCUGGCUGCUCAAACAAUCUGCAGGCCGUCUUGCCUGUAGCAUAGGUCAACUCGGCGCGCCACUCAACAGACGCCAGGGCCUGCCAUGGCGCAUAUGCAACUAUCCCGGGCCGGAACGGGCUUCUCAGCCACCCCAAGCACGCCAAACACGACGUCCACACUGGAACGGAAGGAGCUCGAGAACGUGUGGCGAGACCUCAAGGAGCAGGUUCUCAUACUGGCUGGCGGCAACCCGUCCAAUCUCAAAAAGCUUGACAUUGAUGAUGUCCUGCUCACACUCGACAAGGUUGCGACGGAGAAAGCCGCGAAGAAAGCGGCAGACAAGUUUGCAUGGCUCAAAGAUGUAACCGGCAAAACGUUGCAAUGCAUCCAAACAGUCGGCGGGAUGAUCGCCGAUGGUGCCUCUGAAGUGUUUGGACCUUCACAGAUGUGCUUUAAUGCACUGACGUUUGUCAUUCAGGCUUGGCAGGGAUAUGAGGGCAUGUUUGAGAACCUGGCCGAGCUUCUCGAGAAAUGCACAGAAUUUCUGGAGCGUCUCACAUAUUAUAAGGACAAGAUGGACACCAGACUUGCCUGCUUGGCUUGCCAAAACCUCCGGCUGUUUGUCGAGGUGUGCGCCAAGACCAUACAACUUCGCAAGAAACAUGCAAGGCUUUUUGCUUUCACGAGGCAGUUGUUCCUCAACGAUAAUGGCAUCCAGGAUCUGCUCGACAUGAUGGAUCGGCUCAACGGCAAAGAAACACUCCUCGUGAACGCACAGACAUGGCGAAUAGUGCAGGACAGUGCCGGGAGAUUGGACAUACUGCUGGAAGGGCAGCGCAAGCAGCGGCGAGACGAGGAGAUGAAGAAUUGGCGACGAGCGAUUGUGGCGAGGCUCGGAUUUCCAGAAACCUCACUCGGAAGCAACAAGGAGCCAGUCCCAUACUGGCGAAAGUCCUAUGACAACAGGAAGAACAGCCUGGUUGACGGCACGGGCAAGUGGGUUUCCAACUAUGCUCCUUUCAAAGACUGGCUGGCUUCCGAGAACCCCCGACACUACAUGCUUGUCACACAGGGUGAUAGCGGUUCCGGGAAAACAUCCUUGAUGGCGAACAUCCUCCGGUCAUUUCUCACGGCAGAUCAGCCUGGACCGACAUCAAGGGUGGUCUGCGCGUACUACUUCCCCGAGGCCGAUAGGCGAAAGGAGGACGAUGAGGACAUUGGGACCUUGCUGGAAGUCGUCACACGCACACUCUUGUGGCAAAUCGCCACGGCCUACGAAGCAAUGACCAAGUCCUUCAUGCAACUUAUGGACCGGCACGCUGAUUUCACCAAUUCUGUGGACCAAUGGCGAAAGCUGUUCGUAAACAAUAAAGAGCGGCUCAACCCCGACACCACCUUCUAUCUUUUCAUCGACGGAGUGGACGAAGAGAUCCAGAAGCUACUGCCGCUCCUAGAAACCCUGUCCGAGGUGCCCGAUAACAAGAAGAUGCGCAUCUUUAUCAACGCCCGGCCAGCCACGGUCAGCGGCUUCCUCAGAAAGUCCUUGUCACUCAAUUUCGGCAUGAUUCCUAUUCGGGAACUCAACGAGGAUGAUGUGCAAAAGUACAUUGUCGAUCGCAUGGACAAGAUGCCAAUAACGCGAGACGCUGAAAGGCGUCCUGGAAUAGACAGUUGGCGCAAGACCAUCCUCAGAACCCUUCAAAAAGAGUGCCAAGGUGAUUUCAUCAAGUUGAACAACAGCCUCAACAAGCUAUCUACUGUUGACCUUGUGGACGACAUCACCGACAUCCUCAAGCAGGCCGGUCAAACGCGUGAUGACCUGAUACAGGCAGAGAUUCGGCGCCUCAAUACCACAAGAACGCCCAAGGAGAUCCAGGAGAUCAAUGAGAUCAUGUACUGGAUUGAAGCAGGGCGCCAAUGGUUCUCAGUUGACCAGAUGGAAGCUCUGCUUUCUGUCAAGCACCAUCGUUCUCGCCGCAAUUCCAACUCAACACCGACGGUUGCCAGCGUUGGCCGAUUUGCCAACUCUCCCAAAGGCUACACACAAUCUCCGAAACUAUCGGGAUUGGGCCUUGGGAGUGGCCUGGGGAUAGCGUCGCCUGUUGAUAGCGGGACCCGAUCCAGCAGCCCCCUGGGAAAUACGCAGUCUCGAUACGGCAUAUCUCUUCUCCCUCUAGCUCAGAAGCUCGUCGAGAAGUAUUCGCUCUUCACCAUCACAGACUCCGGAAAUGUCGACUGGCGCUCUAUUGACUAUGUGCCUUUCAUUCCCGAGUAUGACGACUAUGAGGUUGGCCACCGGACAGACAUCCCUGCCACCACUGGCCGCGUUGCUGAGACAGAGAUCAACAUCGUCCGCCACUUCCUCCACAACGUGUGCCCGACCGAGCUCUACGACCGAUUUGACUUUGAAAAGUUCUUCAAUGAUAAAGUCGGUGGCGGAACGCGCGAGGGCGUUCACAUUGACCCGCAUAAUUCCCACCUGCGCAUCACCAUAACAUGCCUCACACUCCUCACAGAUCCCGGGCUGAAGCUCAAUGUUGAACUCCGAUACUAUGCGUGCUGGUGGUUGCUAGACCAUAUGAAGGAGACAGAUCUAUCACUGGCAAGCCGGGAGCUGAAGGCUUCUGCCGGCGUGCUGCUUGCGAAGCUUUUCACGGACGAUUACGGUAUCGACACUUUCUUGUGGCCCUUUGAUCUCAAUGUUAGCAUGGAAACAUGGAGACAUGGCGAAGGUGCAACGCUGAGGGACGUUCGAAGUGAAUGGCUCUACACGCUACACGGAUACGGCAUGGAAGAACUCAAGCGGUGGUUCAAAGACAGCAGUGUCAUUAGCGCGGUGACGAGUCCUCCGGGGGAGGACUUUAUCACAGCCGUGCGAAAUGCCGAUGUCAAAGAUCUGCACAUGGUCAUCUUGCGUCCAGCCGCGAUACGCAUGGCCAAGCACCUCUAUCGGCGUAUGGAGUUCACCAAACGCCAAAUUUUGGCAGGCCAUUGGUUCAUCCGCGGCUAUCUAGCACGGUGUGACCCGGAGAAAUCGAAAAUGAUGACAGACUCCCGACACGACUACGUCCUGGAAGACUCUGCUAUGUUCAAGCCGUUCGAGGGCGAGUCUUUCACGCUUGAAGAAGUCCUAGAGAUUGAGGCUUGGUGCGCAACGGAACUGCAGAGCUCCAAGGAUGAUUCGAAACAGCAAUCGUUAUGGCAGAUUCAUGCAGCCCUCGCCAUCUUUCAACUGACCAAGGGCAAUACUGAGGAAUAUCAGAAGCGAGCACGUGAAGCCAUCAGGCUCAACCCACAGAACUGGCACGCAUGCCAUUUCAUCGCCAGUCAGACCUCUACCUCAAACGAGGAGGCAAUCACACUGCUGAAGAGGGCCAAGAAGGACAUGGAUAUCGCACGUUCACGUUCACCCUCAUGGCUGAGUGACCAUGCCAACUCGUCCCUGCUGGCACGAACCACUCUGGAGCUCGGCGAUCGGCUGUGGGAUCUAGGCGAGGAUGCGGCAUUGGCCGCGAAAGUCCACCGCGAGAGUCUGCAGUACGACUAUACGCAUUUCCGGGACUAUGUAACCAUCCUCGAGAACUAUCAGCAACGUGCAGCGUGGGAUGCUAUCAUAGCGUUUGUGGAAGCCCUGAACAAUGCGAAGGAGUCUUGGGAAGCGUGGUAUGAUGAGCUUGUCAACGAGUUCAUGGUUGCACUUACGAAAUCGGGCGAAAACUUCCUCGCCAAGGCCGCAGACGCUACACAGCGUUGGGAUGUUGUGGAGGUCUUCUUCACCAUCAGUAUCGAUCUCGGGGAGAAGAGAGACGCGACGAGCCUUCUAUUUGUCGUACAGGAUGCAUUCGCCAAGGUCCUCGAAGCUGCUGCUGGCGAGCAGCACAAGGAGAAGAUUUUGAGCAUCCGCAGCGACGCCUUGGCGAUGGUCAAGGAGCAUCCUGACGACUAUCUGCCGAAGGACUCUGUCAGCGCGAUGACUGGAUCCUUGGCUCUUGCUUAUCUGGAAUUGGCCUUGACCCCGCCUUCGACCAUGUCGGAAACCGAAGCUGAGACGUAUGGCGCACGUCUCGCUGGCCUUACCCCGGAGACGGAUCAUCAAUACGAUAUAUGGUCCAUCAUAGUACCUGUCUGCUGCCUCAUACGGUAUCAUACGAAGCGCAGUACAAGCACAAAGUUGUCGACAUACUGGCUCCACCGCAUCAUUCGUUCCAGUCUCGAGCUAUUAUCGGAUGAGGACGAGGACAAUGACGACAUUGCCUUCUGGGUUUUGUCACGGAUUUUGACUACGGUUGAGGACCGCGAGAACACCCGCAUUGUCUACAACCUCCGCAACUCUCUUCAGGCACAAGCCCUGCAGUCAUGGGAGCAGUGGAAAUCUGCUCGUGAGGGGUGGGCCAGUUCAGAGUUGCCAAGUCAAGCCUACUCGGAGCCCACGCCGUACUCCUCGCGUGAGAGCAGUUUCUACGGCCAGGACAGCUUUGAAAGCAGCACUCUAUACCGCCACCGCACCGAGCCUAUCGACCCGCGCACAAACGGACAUGCCGACAAUACCAAGAUGGACAAGCGCCGACAGCUCCCCACACGGACCAAUACCAAUGGAUCGACCGCCUCUUCAGAGACGCCAAUGCACGUGUCGCGGCGCACAUCGGCCCCUGCUCAGGGAAUCCUGCACGUAAAUACAGACUCGUCGAUGCCGCAGCUGCCGAACUCGCCAGACGCGUCGAACGCCGGCACCGAACCAAGUUACACUGGCCCUACCAAGCCCGACUGGUUCGUUGACUGCGCAUCCUGCGGCAAGAAGUGGAUCGUGGAGGACCAGGAGGUACUGCACACUUGCGCGGACUGUGUCGGCGUGGUUAAGCUCUGCGAGACAUGCUACGCGAAGCUGAAAAAGGGCGAGCUGCCUAAGACCAAGACAAUGCGUUGCGAUCGUGAGCAUACCCUCUUUGCGAUUCCCAAAUGGGUUCCGAGCAUCUACAUAGGGAUGCCCCGGGGCAGUGUGCCAUUACCAGAUAUAGAGGGAAAGGCGGGCGAGGAGAGGUGGAUCACACUGGACCAGUGGAAGAACAGGGUGAGGCGGAAGUACCUCGGUGAGGAGAGGAGAAGUUUAGUGGUUGCGUCGCCCACAAGCCCCAUCCUGACUCGUUGAGCGCCCUGAUUAGGUGAAGCAGGUGCCGCUUGGGGUCUUCAUGUAGAUGUAUAUUGUCUAGCAUAUGUCUGGUCUCAAGUUCAGCAGCAUUGGGAAACAGCACGUCUGCGUCAACGGCGCUCCAGCGCGGUGCAUUUUCUAGGUACUUUGGGCUGUAUUAAAGAUCACAUCAACAGAAGUGAACUAUCUCGUCCCUGCGCCAGAA
This is a messenger RNA of Microdochium trichocladiopsis, 5450 nucleotides long. RefSeq lists its product as uncharacterized. Bases 203 to 5245 code for a protein of 1680 amino acids. The record is from RefSeq and is a predicted model, not a curated record. Lineage: Eukaryota; Fungi; Ascomycota; Sordariomycetes; Xylariales; Microdochiaceae. The transcript has 3 exons.